AUGGCCUGCAAAGGAGGGCGAAACUACCUCAAAGAUCUGCGAAGUCUCUAUGUCAAUAUAGGGGAAUCAACCAAUGAGCAAGCGAGCAUUUCCUCCGUUUGUGCAGGCAAGCUUGAAGUCCUGCUCACUCCGAAUGAGGGUCCUUACGCGCAUGCAAUGUUCACUCUAGAGAUAUCCGCUUCUCAGGACUAUCCCCGUACUCCCCCUUACAUCCGCCUCCUUACACCCAUUUUUCAUCCCAACAUUUGCGCAUAUGGGGGCCAAAUUUGCAUGAGCAUGCUGGAUGACUGGAACAGUUGUUACAGUUUCCUCGACCUCAUCAAGGCGGUCCUCUUUCUUCUCGCCAAUCCAAACUUUGACAGCGCCAAUAACUCCUUUGGUUCCUUAUCCCCAGAGUACAGAAACAGAUUCGAUGAGGUGUGCAAGCAAUUUCUUGCCGGAUUUCCCAUCAAAGGCGAGGUCUACCCGGCGAACGAGAAGUGGUGCGAGUGGGCCCGUGCAAACAAUUGUUUUCCGGUGCCUAAGCGGGACCAGAGCGGCGAUGAACCUCAAACUCCCACUCAUUUGACUUCGGAUGUGACUGAGAUCACACCUCCCGACCUUCUACCCACACCCCUGGAUGGACAGUUGAAAGACAAAGUCGAAACAGAGCUGGAUCUGACACCUGACCACAGCAGCUUUUCAAUUCCUUCCACUUAUGUUCCCUCUGUCGCGCAUGUCCGCUACUCAAUCGGUGCCGACUCUACUCCAUUCGGCUCCAUCUACAGAUCUUGUGGCAGUCGGUCCUUGCAAACCUUGCGCAUCCUCCUGCACCAACAAGAAAACCGCAGGCCCCGUAUUUUCUAUUUUACCGACUUCCUGGGUUGUCCAUCGUGUCAGAACAACAGAGAACCAGUUUACUUUCCCCCUCAGGAUGACCUGGAAACCCCUGAGAAGACCAGCUGUUUCAUCGACUGGACUUUCUGUCCCCGUGACUUUUACUCAGGUGAAAGAUAUUCGAGCUACAGUUACACACCAUCUCUCAGUUGUAUAUCUACCCUAUUCCGUGAAGAGGAGGUUGCAACAAAUGCAUACGAACUGUUCCCCGGCUGUGGGAACUAUGUGCUCUGCGCC
This is a messenger RNA of Dibothriocephalus latus, 1113 nucleotides long. Lineage: Eukaryota; Metazoa; Platyhelminthes; Cestoda; Diphyllobothriidea; Diphyllobothriidae. The record is from the annotation of a GenBank genome assembly.